UGCGUGCGUUCGGCUCUGCGUCGCGUUAACUUGUCUCACUAACCGCGACGACGACGACGCAUCGCCGAUAAGAGAGCGGAAGCAACGAACAGCGAGAGGAGACUGCGUGACUCCCUAUCGCGUCGAAUGUCCAGAAUAUGGGGGAAAAAUUAUAUAAAGCCAUCAAAGUUACAAUUGCAUGGAAAACUUUUCGACUUUGCUCGUAUAUAUGUCUCGAAGAGAAUGUGGAGGGGGAGAUGACAUCUCUCCUUUAAACGCAAUUGAUACAAUUCACGUUUGAUGCAACGUCCGAUUACGAUGUGUAUAACGCGUCCAUUUUCAUCAGUGUAGAUUAAUUUUGAUUUCAAUUUAACUUAUUUUCUAUCUCUUUCGCUCUAUAAAAACUAAAACAAAGUAAAAAGUAAAGUUAAAUCGAGAUUAAAGUUUAUCUGCAUUGAUAAAAGUGUAGAACAUACAUAUAUAUAAGUAUAUGAGAAUACGAAACGAGCGUUGUAAACGCUGUAACGCAAUUUUCUAUCGAUUCCCCGGACCCCGUAUUUUUCUCUCUUUACAUUAAUUAUUACGUGCAUUAUUAAUCAUUUGUAUCGAUCUUUUUCUCUCGAGAAGUUCUUGCUGGACGCAUCAAAUAAAAAAAGACCCACGAAGAAAAAAAACGCGAAUUAGGCCAAGUAAAAAGCUUGUAAUAAUCAUUCUUAUUAAUGUAUAAUUAAUUUUAAUCUCGGAUUAACUUACCAUUUAUCUUUUGUGAUUUUCAGAAUUUGAAAAAGAUAAAAAGUAAGCUAAGCCGAGAUUAAAUUUAAUCUACAUUACUGAAAAUGGACAUAAAACUCGUAUCAGACCACGCACUGAAAAUUGGAGGAGUGUGAAUUGAAGAUCUAGAAUUCGAUAAAUCAGAUUAAUCAAAUUUAAUUUUAAUUUGUUUUGAUUGAUGGAAUUUUAAUCUUUGGAAUCCUCAUUUUAGUGAAAAAUUUUCUUCAAAAUUAUUAUAUAGGUUGGAACUUUUCAGAAACACUAAGAAAAUCUACAUCUCAAUUUCUAUGAUUCUACGUUUAUAAAUUUUUGAAUAUUUUAAGAAUUUUCUUAGUUCUACAAAAUAUUGUAGAUUUUUUCAGAUUUUAUACAAUUUUAUUAGAAAUAGUAAAAGAAAGAAUAAAAACCGCUUAUAAAGUCAAAGUUGGUUAGAGUUUGCUGUAUAUUUUAAUCAAUCUUCUAUUUAAGAAAUGUACAAACGUUUCGGGACAAUGUUUUCCAUAUACAAAUCCUCGGUAUACAAAUAAAUUUUCUCACAGUUACAAGAACUUAGUGCAGUCAAUACAUGUACUAGAAUAGUGAUCGUCGUAAUGCAAGUCUAAAUUUUUCUUGAAAUGCAGACAAAAUUAGAAAGUUCUUUUUUUCUGGCUUUUAUAUGCCUUUUAUAUUUUCAUUGAUUAUUAUUUUAUUUUAAAAUAUUUUUUCAUUAUUUAAUCACUACCUUUAUAUUAACUAGAUUACAUCUGAAUUUGUUGAUAGAAUGCAAGAAUCCGGUAUGAACAAGAAUUGUAUCAAAAUAAGUAGGUACGUGGUAAUGGCACCAGCCAUCUAAAAAAGAUUACGAAAGAAUAAUUACAUUUAUAUAACAAAAACAAAUGAUCGAUUACUUACAGUAGUGAGAAGCGUAGCAUCUAGAGUAAAUGCUUUUACUGAGAAUAUAUUCUUGCAAUGCUUUAAUUGCAGGGAAAAUAGUUGCAACUGUAACGUCAGAUAGUAAGAUCGAAAAAUUUAUUCAGAAUUGGAAGUAGUUAUAAGUCGGAUAAUAUGUUAAAAAUUACAUUAAUAAGACAUCAUCAAAAAGAUAUAUAAAGUAUACAAAUAAGUUACAUAUUUUUAAUCUACCUCAUAUUUUAUUUGCUCAUCGCUGGUGUUAUUAAGCACGUAAUGAACGGCGAUGUUGAUCUCUGCAGCUUGAUUUUUGGCGCUUUCGCAAGUCCAUAUUAUCAAUAGCAUUUUUAGAGAAAAAUAUGUCGUAUUCACUAUCAAAGACAAAUCAUAAGCCUGGUUGCUAUAAUUAUUUACUACCAUGCCAAUUUUCCAAUGCAUUAGGUAGAAGUAUAGUACGAAAGUGACUUGCAUGAAAGUCGUAAUUAUAGUAGCAAGAAGUUGCAAAUUAAAAAUCAUGUUUAGCACUUGCACUGUAUCGGUGAUCAUUAAAUGUUGCUUCUUCAAAGCUUUGAUUUUUAUUAGCAAGAAUGGAUUUCUUUGCUUGUGAUAGGUUUCCUUCAGUACAUAUGACUUAUCGUUCAUCAUAAUUUUUUGCAGAUUUACCAGAUUGUCGUUGAUUUGCUUGAAACAAGCUUUUAUUACACAAACACAAUUCAUGUAUAGCAUGUCGAUUUGAAACAUCAACAAGUCGACAUAUAGUAUGUAAAUAAAUCCCAAAACAUAAGGAUUUUUUAUGAAUAACAUCAAGUCGUAGAUGAUUAUAAAAAAGACACCCAAAAUAUCUUUGGCAUGGAUUAGUCUAGAUAGAUUUUGAUAUGAUUCCGAGGGUAAUCUUAAAGAGACUUUCAGUAGAGUUUGAAUUAAACGCAUUCGUGGCUUAUUUAAAAUAAAUGUGACGAUUAUUAUAGAAAUGCUAGAAAUGGCGCAGUAAAUGUUUAGAAGUUUUUGGGGAAUGUUUAUAUGUUCAAAUUCAGAUAUAGUACAAAACACCAUUAGUACAUAAGUGCAGUAAUAGCAGAUAAAGAUAAUUGAUAGAAAACAGCCUUGUUUACAAGUCUUGAUGGUUUCAGUUUUGAUCUUGUAUGGAAAUAUUCCCAGAAUGUAGCAAAAAGUUAAGCAGGGAUACAUCAGUGAUUCAAAAUUCGUGGCAUGGAAUAGCUGCCAUAUAUUUCCUUUUUUUUUGAAUCUUUGGAACUUCGAUGAUAAUUCGAACAUAUUUACCGAAGUAUUAUAAGAGAACAAAAAUCUUUAUUGUAGAUUAUAAUCAAAUAAAUAUCAAUUACGUCAAUGAGUGUUAAUGUUAAAACUUUAGUGUUAAUGUGUUCACAUUUUUUCUUUUUAAUAUAACUUUUUAAUAUUUUCACAGCAAAUGCGUAAAAUGAUGUAAACUUUUUGUAAUGUCUAUUCCUGACGAAUUUAAUUUGAAAACUGCUAACACAAUUUUUAUAUUGUAUAGCAAAAUGGGACUAAAGAGUAUGACGACAAAAUAACUAUGGUUUUCGAAACAUACGUAAAACAAUUGUUUGUAAUUGCUGUAUAAUUUACUAUCUUGCGUAUCUCGAUUAUGUACAAAACGAAUAAGCAUUAUCGAUAAGAUCUAUUAGAUUCAUGUAUUGUUAAGUACAAAUUAUAAUAAAUAUCUAUAUUUAUCUGAGUAAAGUCUAGAAAAACAAAUUUUUAUUUUAAACUAAUAGUUAUUUUGAUCGAUAUUUGAUAAAUUUUAUAUAGUACGAUAGUACAAUUAUUUAUUUAAAACAAUUAGAUAAAGUAAUUGGAUUUUCCGUAUUUAAUACUGCUAUUGUGCUUAUUAUGAAGUUUUUCAGAUUUCUUAAUUUUAAUUAAAUUCAUAUUAAAUGUAUCUAUAGAUAAAUAAAACAUUAUAAUAGAAAUAUACAUCUUAUGCUGAUAUAUAAAAUCAAGGAAACCAAAUUUUUACUUUAAAUAAAAUAAACAGUUUUUUUUAAUCAACAUAGUGUAUUUAAUGUACUUUUUACGUAGACUAUAUUCGACUUUCGUAAUAAUUGUGACCAUAUCAAAAUUGAGAAUGUUCAUUAAAAGAUUCCUACGGCAUUUUACAAUGAUUACAAUAAUUAAAACAAGUGAUAGAAUACUGACAGAAUAGGACUUUUUAAUUUUACUAUUGAGAAAAAUUUAGAAUUGCAUUACGACGAUCAUUAUUCUAGUGCCACCAGACAAUUUGAAUGCAUAGUAUAAACUUUAAAGUACUACAAGUGAUACUAUAAAACACACAGCUAAAAAAUUACGUGAUACACACGUAUUAAAAAAAAAAAUAUAUAUCUGUAAGAAGUGUUCACGGAUGCUGCAUCUAAAUAUUGCAAUGUAAAAAAAAAACGCGAAAUUUCAUUGAGAAAUCAAUCGCUUGAUUCGCGCCGUCAUCAUUUUAGAAAAUAAUGAAAUAUCUUUACUUUCUUCUCAAAAUGUAUUUUUGCAUGCUGCGCGACUUCACCUUUCUCUUUGUAUUAAAGCUAAACUUCUACCACGAGCUAUUUUGAUUCGUUUGAGUUUUCGCGCGCUCACGUAUCGCUCGGCAAUGCUGCCACAAUAAGAAACGCGUCGCGUCACCGUUGAUUUCAUUACACUCAUAAAUUCGUUUUUCACAAAUAAACUUUAUUUUUAUUUACCAUCGCGAUUGAUUUCCGAUUAAUUCCCAAUCGAAAAGAUGCUAAGUUUCUGCCUCCUCUCUGUCGCGCGCGUCGAUCCAUGUCCUAGAGACUUUUCGCCGCGAUGCACCGGUUGGCGCAUCUGCCGGCCGAGGUCGCCGCAGUUCAGUGAAUUGACCUCAGUACGCCGUGAAGCUGCAUCGAGGGAGGGUACGGCCAUCGGUCGAUCAAUCGACUUGUCAUACUUCAGAUGACAGCUCGUAGAGUCGCGAGCGAUUUUGUGAGCGGGAACCAUCGAUUUUCGCAUCCGUCGUGAAAACGAUAACAGAUCUUGCUGGCAAGUUAAUCAUGGAGCUUGAAAAUUGCAAUGCGCACGGAGAUCAGGAGAACAAUACGGGGCCUAACACACCGCAGCACGACAACGAUCCGAGUGGCAAUAAAAAGUGGUACCGGCAAGCCAGCCAAAGGACCGAGGCUGCUUUUCCCGGACGACUCGAACAUAUUCCUCCCCGAGGAAUCGAUCAUCCAUCGUACCAUGCUUGGCCUUAAGGUAGGACUGACCAGGAACGAUCGUAGCGAGCAAGACCUGGACAGCUACAACGAGGGCAUGCACGGCGCCCGCACCGAUAAGCGCGAACUGGGGCACAGAAUUUUUGUUAAUCGGAGUCUUCAUUUGGAGAACAUCAAGUUCUAUGGCUUCGACAUGGAUUACACAUUGGCAGAAUACAAGUCGCCACAGUAUGAGCAAUUGGGCUUCAAUCUGGUCAAGGAUCGUCUAGUAUCUCUGGGAUAUCCGCAGGAAAUCAAGGCCUUCGAAUACGAUCCCAGUUUUCCUGUUCGUGGAUUAUGGUUCGACACUUUAUACGGAAAUCUCUUGAAAGUGGACGCCUACGGGAACAUCUUAGUCUGCGUCCAUGGCUUUGAAUUUUUGAAACACUCUCAGGUCUACGAGCUUUAUCCAAAUAAAUUUCUACAAUUAGACGAGUCUAGAGUCUACGUGCUCAAUACUUUGUUCAAUUUACCGGAGACCUAUCUGCUGGCAUGUCUGAUAGACUUUUUCACAAACUCGCCGCAAUAUUCCAGAGAAAAGACCGGAGUGAAAGAAGGUGAGCUCACCAUGAGCUUCAAAAGUAUAUUUCAGGACGUCCGAAACGCGGUAGAUUGGAUACACCUUCACGGUGAUCUGAAAUCGAAGACUAUCGAGAAUUUAGAUGAAUACGUAAAGAAGGACGAGAGGUUGCCUAUGUUCCUUACGAGAAUCCGAGAGAGCGGAGCAAAAGUGUUUUUAUUAACUAACAGUGAUUACGUUUUCACGGACAAAAUUAUGACUUAUUUGUUCGAUUUUCCACACGGUGCACGGCCUGACGAACCGCAUAGAAACUGGCAAACCUAUUUUGACACUAUUGUGGUAGACGCCAGAAAGCCAUUGUUCUUCGGAGAAGGAACUAUUUUGCGUCAAGUGGACACGAAGACAGGCGCUCUAAAACUUGGCACACACAAAGGACCACUUCACACAGGAGAAGUAUAUUCCGGAGGAUCGUGCGACGUGUUUACGGAAUUAAUUGGUGCAAAAGGAAAAGAUGUGUUGUAUGUCGGUGAUCACAUAUUCGGAGAUAUUUUAAAGAGUAAGAAGAUAAGAGGAUGGAGGACAUUUUUAAUAGUCCCCGAAUUGGUUCAAGAGUUACAUGUUUGGACCGACAAAUGUCAAUUGUUUGCCGAAUUACAGAAUCUGGAUGUUAUGCUUGGAGAAAUGUACAAAAACUUAGAUAGUAGUACAAAGGAAAAGCCCGAUAUUUCUAAGUUACGCGCGUCCAUAAGGGAUGUCACACACAAAAUGGACCUUGCUUACGGUAUGAUGGGUUCCCUGUUUCGUAGCGGAAGUAGACAAACGUUUUUCAGCAGUCAAGUUGUGAGGUACGCCGAUUUAUAUGCGGCGACUUUCUUGAAUCUGAUUUACUAUCCAUUUUCGUAUAUGUUUAGAGCUCCUGCUAUGUUGAUGCCUCACGAGAGUACGGUAGCACACGAACAAAGGUUCGUUAUGGAAACGCCAAUGAUAAGUCGUUCGAGAACAUUUAAAUUAGCAGAUGAGGAAGAAGAACAUAAUCGGCUUUCUUCCAAGAAUUUGUAUGUGGACCAUUUUAAUAAUCAAAUACCACAUGCAAGACCGGAAACGCCGCGUAAUGUUACACAUACACACGAUGAGGAUUGUAGCGACGAAGAUAGCGAUUCGCAGAAGCAAGCUAAUCAAACGAGAGUAUCUACAAGAAACGUAAAUUCCAACUGA
Molecule: messenger RNA, 6603 nt
Organism: Monomorium pharaonis (pharaoh ant)
Lineage: Eukaryota; Metazoa; Arthropoda; Insecta; Hymenoptera; Formicidae
Gene: Nt5b
Product: cytosolic purine 5'-nucleotidase
Exons: 12
Coding region: 4687-6603 (638 amino acids)
Molecular function (GO): 5'-nucleotidase activity
Source: RefSeq, a predicted model, not a curated record